Messenger RNA from Leptonychotes weddellii (Weddell seal), 308 nucleotides. The record is from RefSeq and is a predicted model, not a curated record. Lineage: Eukaryota; Metazoa; Chordata; Mammalia; Carnivora; Phocidae.
GCAGCCCCGGCUGCGGGUCGCGACGGCGGCGGGGCGCCCCCUCCCCCGUGCCGGGGCGCGGCGGAGGGAUGUGGGGCUUUGCGGGAGGAAGGCUUUUCGGCAUUUUCUCGGCCCCAGUGCUGGUGGCGGUGGUGUGCUGCGCCCAGAGCGUGAACGAUCCCGGGAACAUGUCCUUUGUGAAGGAGACGGUGGACAAGCUGUUGAAAGGCUACGACAUUCGCCUAAGACCCGACUUCGGGGGUCCCCCCGUCUGCGUGGGAAUGAACAUCGACAUCGCCAGCAUAGACAUGGUUUCCGAAGUCAACAUG